Molecule: messenger RNA, 878 nt
Organism: Triticum dicoccoides
Lineage: Eukaryota; Viridiplantae; Streptophyta; Magnoliopsida; Poales; Poaceae
Product: AIG2-like protein D
Exons: 5
Coding region: 120-683 (187 amino acids)
Source: RefSeq, a predicted model, not a curated record
GGUUGCGCGCCACAGCCUGAGCUCGGGCGUACGUAUCCCUCUGGGCCACGCCAAGUGUCAGCAACAAGCACCGAACCCCACUCCUCCCCGCGCUCCUCUCCUCUCCUGCUCCCGAGACCAUGGCGGCGACGCCUCCUGCCGCCGCCGCCGCCGCCGCCGCCGCCGCCGCGGGCGGGGCGCACAGCGUGUUCGUGUACGGGAGCCUCAUGGCGGACGAGGUGGUCAGCGCCAUCCUCAAGCGCAUCCCGGUCUCCUCCCCGGCGCUCCUCGCCAACCACCAUAGGUUUAACGUCAAGGAUCGUAUUUAUCCAGCAAUCCUACCUGUUGAAAGCAAGAAAGUUGCUGGAAAGGUUAUCAUGGGUAUUUCUGACGCGGAACUCAUUGUCUUGGAUGCAUUUGAGGAUUUUGAGUAUGUAAGGAGAAGAGUUCAGAUAUCACUAACCGAUACUUCAGAGACAAUGCAUGCUGACACUUAUGUAUGGAGUGAUGCAGAGGAUCCAGAUCUGUAUGGUGAAUGGGAUUUCGAGGAGUGGAAGAGGGUUCACAUGAAGGAUUUCCUAACGAUGACACUCGGAUUCAUGGACGGACUCGAACGGCCCGAACCGAAGACCCAGGUCGAGACCUAUCAGUCUUUCAUGCACGAGCAUGAACAACCUGAAUCAGGAACCCAGGUCAAGAGCUGAGUUAGGAUCCGAUUCAUCAGUGUGCUGUAAUAGCGUUAUCCGAAACAGUUUAUAUCCUCAGAUUUGUGAAUAAGAUCUUUAUAGGAUCAUUCUCACUGAAACAAGUUCGAAUACAAUCUCUUCUGUGAGACCCCUGAUGAUGCAAGUAGUGAUGUGUAUCAUAAUAAAAGCUUUUCUGCUAGAAUUGAGAUGAAA